Syzygium oleosum is the source of this 839-nucleotide messenger RNA. Its product is annotated as kinesin-like protein KIN-14J. The record is from RefSeq and is a predicted model, not a curated record. Gene Ontology annotation, molecular function: ATP binding; microtubule binding; microtubule motor activity. The transcript is spliced from 7 exons. Lineage: Eukaryota; Viridiplantae; Streptophyta; Magnoliopsida; Myrtales; Myrtaceae. Gene Ontology annotation, biological process: microtubule-based movement. The coding region runs from base 26 to 835 and encodes 269 amino acids.
CUUUGGUUAACAGGAGAGUGUGGAGAUGUUAGAGAGUCUUCAGAAUGAUAAGAUUCAAUUGAAAAAGAAGGUGGAGGCGCUUGAGAGUCUAAUAGAGGAUUCGAGAGAGGAGGCCGCAUGGAAGAGACAACAACAGGAGUUCCAAAGGUUUGUUGACUUUCAAGUCAAUGCUUUGCAGGACUUGAGAGCGGCCUCAGAAUAUAUGAAAAAAGAACUGUUGGAGAAUAGAAGACGACACUUAAAGGAGCUAAGUGACUUGGGAGUAAUAUUGAACGGGUUAGUAGCAGAUGCUACUCAAAAUUACCAGCAGGCUCUUGCAGAAAACAGGUGGCUAUACAAUAAGAUGCAAGAAUUGAAAGGAAAUAUCAGAGUGUACUGUAGAAUUAGACCAAUCCUUCCAGGUCAAAGCACGAAAGAGAAGACAGUUAAUAGUAUUGGCGAAUUGGUAAUUUCAAAUCCCAAGCAGGGAAGAGACAGCACUUGGCUGUUCAAGUUCAACAAGGUGUUUGGUCCUACUGCAACACAAGAGGAGGUCUUCUCGGACACUGGACCAUUAAUUCAGUCUGUUUUUAACGGAUGUAAUGUUUGUAUAUUUGCCUAUGGUCCUACUGGAUCAGGAAAAACAUAUACGAUGAGUGGAUCUGGUGCAUCAUCAAGGGAGGAUUGGGGUGUCAAUUAUCGGGCCCUAAAUGAUCUUUUUCAAAUUGCACAAAGCAGAACGGAUGUUUCAUAUGAAGUUGUGCAAAUGGUUGAAAUAUAUAAUGAGCAAGUUCGUGAUUUACUUUCAAAUUAUGGACUUCAUACAAGAUAUCCUUUCCAUAUGGUUUCUUUCUAGUUUU